Tarenaya hassleriana is the source of this 3226-nucleotide messenger RNA. Its product is annotated as AUGMIN subunit 5-like. Gene Ontology annotation, cellular component: spindle microtubule; HAUS complex. NCBI's taxonomy places the organism in Eukaryota, Viridiplantae, Streptophyta, Magnoliopsida, Brassicales, Cleomaceae. Gene Ontology annotation, biological process: spindle assembly. The coding region runs from base 503 to 2911 and encodes 802 amino acids. The transcript is spliced from 10 exons. The record is from RefSeq and is a predicted model, not a curated record.
GCAAUUUUCUCAGUUGCUCUUCCCUUCGAUCGCAAAGCAAAGAAAGGAGCGGGACCCCUCCCCCUCUCUCUCAUUGUUAUCUUCUUCCUGUCUCCGGCGCCGGAGGUUUCGAUUUUCUUGGUUAUCAGAUCUGUUUGUUUACUUGUUUCUCUGAGGAUUCUGUCGUUUUCAGUGCUUGCUCCGUCGUGCGAGAUUUAGAGGGUUAAUGCGUGUAUAUAUUCCUAUCUUUUUUUUCCCCCAGAAUUGGAGAUAGAUAAAAAUUUUGGCGAUAGUUCGAAAAUCCUAGGUUUUUUCCGAGUAAUGCGGAUACAUGUCGGGCUAUGUUGUUCAUUUUGUGUAACCUAGGUAUUUAGAAGUUCCUCUCUGCUCUUGUUGUUUCGGAUUGAACUUAAUUAGUUGCAAAUUCGAGGGCAUCUGCUUCUGUGGAAGAUCGAAUGUGGGAUAUAAGUGAAGGGAUCCUGGGGAUGUGAAGAAGGGUUGGUGAAUUAUCUAGUUCUAGAGAAUGCAGAGCGCAUCGACCUCGGCUCCGGCUCCGACACCGGAGGCGAUACAAGUAUGGCUGCAGAAGGAAAUGGGUUAUCGACCUUUAGGCCCUUACAGUGCAUCAAGCAAAUCCCACGUGCCUUCUGUAGAUGCGAUAAGAAAGAUUUGCAGAGGGAACAUGAUACCCAUCUGGAAUUUCUUGAUAAAUCGAGUGAAAUCGGAGAAGACUGUGGCGAACAUUAGGAUGAAUAUUACAGUUCAUGGUGGCAGUGGCAACACUAGCAUGGAUAGUAAUGUUAGUAAUGUAAAUACUGGGAAGGAGGAGGGUAGGAGUAAAGGAAGGCGGAAGGAGAAAGCAGUGGCUGAGGAGAGUUCGAGAGCAGCAGAGAGCAGAGAAGCUGCAUUGCAGGAGAGGGAAAUGGCCGCGAAGGAGGUGGAGAGAUUGAGGAAUAUUGUGAGGAGACAAAGAAAGGAUCUGAAGGCUAGAAUGUGUGAAGUCUCCAGAGAAGAAGCAGAACGAAAGAGGAUGCUUGAUGAGAGGGCGAAUUAUAGGCAUAAACAAGUAAUGUUGGAAGCCUAUGAUCAACAAUGUGAUGAAGCAGCAAGAAUAUUCGCUGAGUAUCACAAAAGGCUACAAGUCUAUGUUAACCAAGCAAGGGAUGCUCAACGGUCAUGUGUUGAUUCUUCUACCGAUGUAUCAAGCAGCCUCAGUACUAACAGUGUGAGGGAAGCUGUUUAUUCCACUGUCAAAGGAAGUAAGUCUGCAGAUGACGUCAUUCUCAUUGAAACAGCCCAAGAACGAAAUAUCAGGAAAGCUUGUGAAUCUCUUGCAUCAUACAUGAUUGAAAGAAUACGUAACUCCUUUCCUGCUUAUGAAGGAAAUGGAAUUCAUUCGCAUCCUGAGAUGGAAGCUACAAAGUUGGGGUUUGAAUAUAAUGGAGAAAUUUUUGAUGAAAUGAGAACUGUUAUUGCGAAUUGCCUGCGGAGUCCUCCUGUACUGCUUCAGGCUAUUGCUGUGUAUACCUUACGCCUUAAGACAUUGAUAUCCAGAGAAAUAGAGAAGAUUGAUGCUCGAGCUGAUGCUGAAAUAUUAAGGUAUAAAUAUGAGAAUAACCGGGUAACAGACAUCUCUUCUUCUGAUGUGAGUUCUCCGUUAAGUUAUCAAUUCAAUGGUUAUGGGAAGAUAGGCACAGAUACCCAUUCCAAAGGAUCUAAUAACCAGCUCCUUGAAAGACAGAAAGCACAUGUUCAACAAUUUUUGGCUACUGAAGAUGCAGUAAACAAAGCCGCUGAAGCAAGGGACACAAGUCAGAAACUUCUAAAGCGCUUGUACGGGAGUGCUGCUGACACUGCUUCUUCACAUUCACUUUCUGGAGGCACAUCCCAGAAUGUAGGCAAUCUUAGGCAGUUUGAGUUGGAAGUUUGGGCCAAGGAGCGAGAAGCUGCUGGAUUGAAAGCUAGCUUAAACACAUUGAUGUCUGAAAUACAACGGCUAAAUAAAUUAUGUGCUGAAAGGAAAGAAGCUGAAGACUCUUUGAAAAAGAAGUGGAAGAAAAUUGAAGAGUUUGAUGCACGCAGAUCCGAACUUGAGACCAUAUACACUACUCUUCUAAAGGCAAACAUGGAUGCUGCUGCAUUCUGGAAUCAGCAACCACUAGCUUCAAGGGAAUAUGCAUCAGCCACAAUAAUACCAGCUUGUGAGGUUGUUGCAGACAUUUCAAACAGUGCUAAAUAUUUCAUUGAGAAAGAAGUUUCUGCUUUUUUCCGAAGUCCUGAUAACACCCUCUAUAUGCUUCCAGCAACCGGGCAGGCACUUCUGGAGUCUAUGGGUGCUAAUGGAUCGAAUGGGCCUGAAGCUCUUGCCUCUGCGGAGAAAAAUGCUGCUAUGUUGACAGCAAGAGCUGGUGCAAGAGAUCCAUCAGCAAUUCCAUCUAUAUGUCGCAUCUCUGCUGCCCUUCAAUAUCCCGCGGGAUUGGAGGGUUCAGAUUCAAGUUUGGGAUCAGUUUUAGAGUCUCUUGAGUUCUGUCUGAAGCUCCGUGGUUCAGAGGCAUGUAUUUUGGAAGAUUUGGCAAAGGCAAUCAACUUGGUCCAUAUACGACAGGAUCUUGUUGAAAGUGGCCAUGCUUUAUUAGACCAUGCGUAUCGUGCUCAGCAAGGAUAUGAAAGGACAACCAAGUAUUGCCUAGAUCUGGCUGCUGAACAAGACAAAACAAUAACGGAGAAAUGGUUGCCAGAACUCAAGUCUGCAGUCUUAAAUGCUCAAGCAUCCUUGGAACACUGCAAAUACGUGAGGGGUCUGCUGGAUGAAUGGUGGGAACAGCCAGCGGCAACUGUUGUUAACUGGGUGGCAGUAGAUGGGCAAAACGUCACGACUUGGCAUAAUCAUGUGAAACAGCUUCUAGCCUUUUACGAUAAGGAAUCAUUAUAGAGUUUUAUACCGAUUCAACGACAUGGCAAAUAACCUCUCAGCCUGUAAUUCGCCACAGAAAUCUUUCCAAGGCAGAGAUGUGUAAGUAGAGAGCUAUUUGUGACGAAUCUUCGUAGGGUUUUUUUCCGGGCUAGAGAGUCUUCUAGAACGAAGAUUUUCACCCGAGCUUUCAUCUUGGAUUCAGGAAGCUUGAGGUAUGAUUGUAUAGACGGAAACAACAGUCUUCUCUCUUCAGAAAACCGACUUCGUGUGUGAUUAUAUAGGUCUUUGAUUUCCUCUUCGGCUUUUCGGAAAAUGCCGAUGCUGGGCAUUUCG